AAUUAGCAGAUAUUGGCAUGGGGUUGAAAUUGAACUACUGAAAUGUGCGUGCAACUCGCACGCCGGUCCGGCAAAAUUGGUGGAUAUCCUCUAGCAAUGACCGGAAAUGACCAGGGAUGAGUAGAUAUUGCACUCUAACGAAAAGCAUGAAGAUGUCUUUCGGACGGCUUCUGUAUAUCAUAGAUUUGUCACGUCGAUGUGUGCAGAGAGGGCAACAGGUCCAGCAGUUGGCUUCAGUUAACCCUCGAAUAUAGAGCGUAUCUAGACAUCUUCGCCUUCAUCUUUUCCAAUGGCGCCAACCUUGCAGGUAACUUUUACUUACGCGGGCAUUGAUUACUUUGGAUCUAUUAUUAACUAGCAUCAUAGCUGAACGAUCCUUCGCUGCUGAAAACAUUGUGUUAUGUCAAUGGAAACUGGGUGGCCGCGCAGUCAGGGAAACUAUUCUCUGUAGACAGCAAGUCAACCUGGUCCCUCUGAGCCUGGCACAAUCAACUAAUACUCACUUGUAGAUCCCUCUACGCUGGCUGAAGUGGCAACGUGUCCUGAGUUUGAUGGAAGAGACACUGAGUUAGCCAUCGAGGCUGCUCAUACUGCCUUCAAAUCGUACAGGAAAACCCCGGCGCGUCAGAGGGCUCGUUUGUUGCGAAAAUGGUACGAUCUUAUGAUCGAAAAGAGCGAGGAUUUAGCGACAAUUAUCACGGCUGAGAACGGCAAGCCUCUGGCCGACUCCAGAACCGAAGUCAACUAUGCAGCAUCGUUCUUUGAGUGGUUCUCGGAGGAAGCUCCGCGGAUUUACGGCGACACAAUCCAGGCAAGCAAUCCGGCUUGUCGGCUGGUCACGGUUAAAGAACCCGUAGGUGUCUGUGGCCUUAUUGCACCCUGGAACUUCCCGGCCGCCAUGAUCACUCGUAAGGCUGGUCCAGCCCUCGCGGCCGGCUGCACAGUGGUCAUCAAAGCACCUGCUGAAGCCCCCUUGACCGCUCUUGCCCUGGCCGAGCUUGCCCACAGAGCUGGAAUACCGCCCGGUGUUGUUAACGUCAUUACCGCUCUGGGCAACACGGUCGAAGUAGGCCAGGUGUUGACCACGAACCCAACUAUUAAGAAGGUCUCCUUCACGGGCUCGACUGGCGUCGGAAAACUGCUGAUGAGCCAGUGCUCGUCCACUCUGAAAAAGCUCUCUUUCGAGCUGGGCGGCAACGCCCCAUUCGUCGUCUUUGAAGAUGCGAAUCUCGACGCUGCCGUUCGUGGCCUCAUCGCAUCCAAGUUCCGCAUCUCAGGACAGACAUGCGUCUGUGCCAAUCGCAUCUUGGUGCAUUCAGCUGUGUAUGAAAAGUUCACGAAGAUGGUGGUAGAUGCUGUGAAUGAGUUUGUCGUCGGCGACGGCUUCGCAUCGAACACAACCCACGGUCCCCUGAUUCAUGGCCGCGCAGUCCAAAAAGUCGCGGACCACGUGCAGGACGCCGUGUCGAAGGGCGCCCGGGUUCUGCUUGGCGGCAAGCCUCUGAAGGAUCUGGGGCCUAAUUUCUUCGGCAUCACAGUCCUUGCCGACAUGAAACCUGGCAUGAAGCUGUGCUGGGAAGAAACAUUUGGCCCUGUUGCCGCGUUCUUCAAGUUCGAUUCCGAAGAGGAAGCUAUCACGCUGGCAAACGAUUCCGACGUCGGGCUUGCAGGAUACUUCUUCACCAAGGAUGCGAGCCGCUGCUGGCGAAUGGCCGAGGCUUUGGGAGUCGGCAUGGUCGGUGUAAAUAUUGGGGCUAUCAGCGACCCAGCUGCUCCGUUUGGCGGAGUAAAACAGAGCGGGUUUGGGAGGGAGGGCAGCAAAUAUGGUAUUGAUGAAUUUACCAUUAUAAAGACGAUCAUGAUUGGCAUCGAUGCAUAGAUUGUAAUCUAGAGAGAUAUAUAGCG
This is a messenger RNA of Annulohypoxylon maeteangense, 1905 nucleotides long. RefSeq names its product succinate-semialdehyde dehydrogenase. The record is from RefSeq and is a predicted model, not a curated record. Lineage: Eukaryota; Fungi; Ascomycota; Sordariomycetes; Xylariales; Hypoxylaceae. Bases 662 to 1879 code for a protein of 405 amino acids. Gene Ontology annotation, molecular function: succinate-semialdehyde dehydrogenase (NAD+) activity. The transcript has 2 exons.